Messenger RNA from Morchella importuna, 639 nucleotides. RefSeq lists its product as uncharacterized. The record is from RefSeq and is a predicted model, not a curated record. Bases 1 to 639 code for a protein of 212 amino acids. Gene Ontology annotation, molecular function: protein serine/threonine kinase activity; ATP binding. The transcript is spliced from 3 exons. Gene Ontology annotation, cellular component: cytoplasm; autophagosome. Gene Ontology annotation, biological process: autophagy; protein autophosphorylation; peptidyl-serine phosphorylation. Lineage: Eukaryota; Fungi; Ascomycota; Pezizomycetes; Pezizales; Morchellaceae.
AUGGCGUCACCUUUGAGAGACCCGGACCUCAGUCAAUUCAAAUAUGACGCAGAGUUUCACAAAGGCGUUGUUAUAAACACCGACUGCCGCAACGAGAAAGAGGCUUGGAAGACCGGCUCCACUCUUGGGCGCGAAUACGACACAUACUUUCUCCAUAGUAGCAAGGGCCCUGGGAAAAAAUCGUAUCGUAUGGUCAAACGUACUUAUGAAAACUCACUCAAGAGGGAGUUGGCUCCGUUGAUAGCACUGCGAGAGCAUCCCGAUUUUUUCGCCAAAUUCCUUGGAUGGUACAGUAACCAGAGGGAAGGGACCAUCUGGAUCGCCAUGGAAUACCUUAGUGGGGGUGACCUCCAGUCGUACGUUGAGAAGGACGAAGUCAGGGCCAAGGAACACUGCCGGGAAGUAGUUACCCAGAUACUAAAAGCGCUUGAAGCGAUGCAUGCCAUGGACCUGUGCCAUCGUGACCUAAAGUCGUCGAACAUACAUAUCUCAUCCAUCUCUCCACUGAGUGUCAAGCUUUCUGGCUUCGAUAUAACAGUUGCACGAGCACAGCGGAUGUUACCAAGGCCUGAUAUGUUGGCUUCAACGGAGUUAGAAAAAUUUGGUUCCCCAAUUUUCCCGGACUUCCCCUACCAUUGA